Salvelinus fontinalis (brook trout) is the source of this 2005-nucleotide messenger RNA. RefSeq names its product centromere protein X (gene cenpx). The coding region runs from base 55 to 330 and encodes 91 amino acids. Gene Ontology annotation, cellular component: FANCM-MHF complex; Fanconi anaemia nuclear complex. Lineage: Eukaryota; Metazoa; Chordata; Actinopteri; Salmoniformes; Salmonidae. Gene Ontology annotation, molecular function: protein heterodimerization activity. The record is from RefSeq and is a predicted model, not a curated record. Gene Ontology annotation, biological process: resolution of meiotic recombination intermediates; kinetochore assembly; DNA repair. The transcript has 5 exons.
CGGACUCGAUGCAGCCAAUCACUGCUGAGAGAGCGUUGAUCGACAGAACUGAAAAUGGCGGAAAGCAGCGCGGAAAUCACAUUCAAAAAUGAGACGGUAAGCAAACUCCUGUCAAGCUUCUUCAAGGAGGAGAAAACUAAAGUCGGUGCCGAUGCUGUCAUCCUUAUGGCAGAGAUGCUACAUGUGUUUGUUCAAGGAAUACAGACCCUGACUCUUUGUUGCUCAGAAGCUGCACAAAGAACGAUAAAACAGGCUGAGGCAGAGGACUGUGACAGAUUGGACAUAGAACACUUUGAGAAGAUCCUGCCUCAACUGCUGUUGGAUUUCUAGUAUGACUUCAGGCCAGAAGAUGGAGCCAGAGAGCUAUCCAGUCCUCAAUUCAUAAUUUGAGAGAUUGACCAACUCUAGGGGGACAAUGGAAGUAAAGAAAAAGGCUUUUGUUUUGUUUGUAAAAGUAAAGAAGCACUUUUAUUUACUUCCAUUGUCCUCCAAGAUUGGUUGAAUCUCCUCUACUUCUUAAUUCAUGCUUGGAGAUGGUUGGAGAGAGGUAGGAGCGGUGCUCCCUUCCCCCAGUCCUCCAUUCAGCCCAUUUCGGAUAUUAUAUUGUAAUUAUUUGAGUUACAUUACACACGGUCUCUAAUGAACUCUGUACAUUUUGCCUCAGUUUGUUGUUUGAAAUAAUUUGAAACCAUUGCUAACUAAUAAAAGUUGUAAGUUUUUUUUAAAGCAUGCAACAUCAGUCUGUGACACCGAUUUUCUUGGGGAGACAUGUAUUGAAAACCUACAAGUGCUUUAUUCUAAUCAGUUGUGUGAUAGGAAUUCCCAUCUAGUACUCCAGCAGCACUGGGGGAGGAUCUGGUGUUUGACAAUAAAACAGUGACCUUAUUGGGACAGCACUUUGGAUUAGAAAUGAUACAAUGACUGAGGUUAAGGUGCAGACAGGCCGCUUUCAUUUGAGAGUUUUUAAAUUCAUAUCAGGUGAAACGCUUUGAAAUGAAUGUUUUUUUGUACAUAGUUCCCCCUUUGUUGGGGACCAAAAGUAUUGGGACAAAUUCAGUUGUGUAUUAAAGUAGUCAAAAGUUGAGUAUUUUGUCCUAUAUUCCUAGCAUGCAAUGAUUACAUCAAGCUUGUGACUCAACAAACUUGUAGGACGCAUUUGCUGUUCGUAUUGGUUGUGUUUCAGAUUCAUUUUGUGCCCAAUAGAAGUGAAUGGUAAACAAUGUAUUGUGUCAAUUUGUAGUCACUUUUAUUGUAAAUAAGAAUAGAAUAUGUUUCUAAACGAUUCUACAUUAAUGUGGAUGCUGCCAGGAUUAUGGAUAGUCCUGAAUGAAUCGUGAGUAAUGAUGUUAGUGCAGACUGUCAGAUUUAAUUUGAGGGUAUUUUCCACGUUAAUGUGGAGGAUACCAUGAUUACGGAUAGUCCUGAAUUAAUCGUGAAUAAUGAUUAGUGAGAAAGUUAGAUGCAGAAAUAUCAUACCCCUAAGAAAUGCUAACAAUAAUAAUACAACACCGUUACAUUAAUGUCAGGUUAGCAUUAUUUGUGAGGUUAUGAUAUUUGUGCAGCUUUCUCACCAAUCAUUAUUCAUGAUUUAUUCAGGACUAUCUGUAAUCAUGGUAUCGUCCACAUUAAUGUGGAAAAUACCCUCAAAUGAAAGCUUACAGUCUACUAUAACCUCAUGGUCAUUGUAUCAUUUCAAAUUCAGAGUGCUGGAGUACAGAGCCAAAACAACAACAUAAUGUGUCCCAGUAAUUACGGAGGGCACUGAAAAUGUUUAUAUGUAUUUAAUACAAUAGAAACAGAAACCAGGGGCCAUGUUCAGGCCUAAGAAACAUUACAGAACAUUUACAUAGACAUUGUGUGGAACAGAUAUGAUUGUCUUAUGCAUUAAGGUCACUGUUUGUACAUUUCCUAUUAAUAGACUUCAGAUGAUCUUAGCUCUAAAGAUGAUCUUUAUGUUUUUGGGAACCUUCACCCCAGAAAGUUUUUCAUAAAUGAAUACACCCCA